Molecule: messenger RNA, 1272 nt
Organism: Aplysia californica (California sea hare)
Lineage: Eukaryota; Metazoa; Mollusca; Gastropoda; Aplysiida; Aplysiidae
Product: pannexin 7
Source: RefSeq, marked provisional
AUGCCUUUCCAACAACGAUCUUUAGGCGAGGACUCAACUGACCGUUACGUCCACAGAUGGACCGUGAGCCUCCUCUUCUUCCUGUCUCUUGUCACGUGGUUACUAGCUGCCAGCCCAUUGGUCAUAAGUUUUGGAGAAGGAACGCCGCCUUUCCAAGCAAAGUGCUGGUGCCCCGCUCAGUUUGAGUCCAGCCAAGUGGAAUAUUCUAACGCCUUCUGUUCUACGUGGUACAGCGACGCCUUCAAGAGAGGGACACUGAGGGGGCUAAGAGAUCUUCUUACUAGCUUGGUCUCCUUCAAACCAGAAGACAGCUCUAUUCUGGACUAUUACGUAACAACAAAUGGGUCUGAGACGUUUAAUUUGGACAGCAGCGACCAAUAUUUCGCCUCCGUCACCGCCCCACUAGUUUUGUUCAUCUUUGCUCUACUCAUCAAGUUACCCCACUUGGUCUGGUACCUCAUGUCUACUUUCUGUCCGGUCAACAUAGAGAAAACUCUGCACACAGCUGACCACGCCCAGAACCUUCAGACAGACACAAAACGUCAGGUGACCACCGAUCUGGUCCAGUCUGUUGACAAAGCUCUCAAGGACUGCCCACAUCGAGCCACAGUGUCGUAUCUGUUCUACAAGUUCUUCAGCUCCCUUGUCCUAGUUCUGGAGUCCAUCGUUCUGAGCACAAGGAUACUGCCCCAGGUCUUCGCUGAGACUGGCUCAAGACAACCCAUACAGCAACAGUCGGAAGUUUUACCCUGUUAUUUCACCAUUCGACAAUUGUCAAACCAUCACGAUUACUUUCUGCAAUGUCUGUUCUCCCCAACAGACACCAGUCGUCGCUCACAGCUUGGCCAUCACGCGUUGUUCACUGGCCUCCUCGUCUAUUUCUUAAUUCUCACCGUGGUCUCAGUGGUCAGUUUUCUCACUUGGCUGUCCAGACUGACCAUGGGGACAUGCCGUAGUCAGGUAGCGGCGAGACCAUCCCUACCCACCGACGCCUACCUUCUUCUCUACCUCAGCCAAGACAACCUGGGUCCCAUGGUGACACGUGACCUGGCUGAGAACGAGGCUUGGACACAGGACUCCGGGCUGGCUGGACCAAUAGUGGCCAGUGGUCAGUUUGAGCUGGAUGGACAGAAGGACGGAGCUGAAGAAGGCGAUCAAGCAGGAGAAGGAGGAGGAGGUGAAGGAGCUGAGGAAAAGAUGGACUCGGAAAAGGAAAAAGAUGAAAAGAAAGAUGACAUGACUGUAGAUCUUGACAAAGUUGACUUGGCCUAA